Capsella rubella is the source of this 763-nucleotide messenger RNA. RefSeq names its product transcription factor bHLH146. Gene Ontology annotation, biological process: regulation of DNA-templated transcription. The record is from RefSeq and is a predicted model, not a curated record. The transcript has a single exon. Lineage: Eukaryota; Viridiplantae; Streptophyta; Magnoliopsida; Brassicales; Brassicaceae. The coding region runs from base 212 to 730 and encodes 172 amino acids.
AUUUAUAUCAAAGAGAAAUAACUUCAUAAAGUGUGACCGAGCGUGUGAAAUAUCAAACCAUCUCUCACUUUCUCUCUACCAAUCGCAUUACUCCUUUCACAUACAUUAUCAAACCCUUUCUCUCUCUCUCUCUCAUAUUGUGAGUUUUGCCUAUAUAUAUAAGAAAGUAUCUCUCCUUUGUAGACUUACUACGAAGCAAACACAUUCUCACAUGGAGAGGCGAAUUCUAAACAAGAGGAAAAGAGUCUUUUCUCUCCAACCAAACAAGAAUCCUAAGGUGGUCUUCGCCAGAAGAUACGUGAGUCACUUGGUUCCAGCUCUCAAGAAGAUCAAGAUGAACAAAUCCUCUUCGCAAACCAACCCAAAACAUUUCGAAAAAACCGUGAAACAUGAAGUAGACAUGGCUUUGGCCUUGUCUGCUCAAGAAUUCGCGUGGAGCCGUUUCUUGCAACAGAAGCUAUCAUCGUCCCCUCAUGAUCAUGAUCUAGUAAGUUCUUCUUCCGAGACUCUAGAAAAAUUGAGCACUAAACAAGAGGAUGAUAUACAACAACAAGACAUCGACAAUGGAGAAGGAGGAGAGAUCAAGAAGAGGCUGAAAGAGUUGCAGAAGCUUUUGCCAGGUGGAGAAGAGAUGAACAUGGAGGAGACAUUGAGUGAGAUCGGAAGCUACAUUGUAUGCCUUGAGUUGCAGAUGAUGGUUCUUAAAUCUAUUGUACAAGAUAAUAAUUAAUACUUCUUGAAUAUAAUUUAAUUCAUUGGUUCA